UAUUGCAUCCCCUGGUUUGUGUUUGCUGUCGACAGGAAGUGACUGCCCGCAGUGUUUGUCCUGCACUGUUCUCCGUACUGUGCAGUGUUUAAUAUUAGGAAAUAGCGGUAUGGCAGAGGAGCAGAGAGUGAGGAGUCGUUCUCGAAAACCAGGGAAGAAAGGUGGAAACGCAAUUAAGCCUCAAAACGCCCAAGAUGUUGCUAAAAGGAGGGAGGCCUUGAAGGAGACUCUGAAGCUGAAGUUGGAGCUGGAGAAGAAAGCGCGUAGUGUUGUAGGGCGCCUCUUGGAGGACGGCGUCACCGGCGACUUCCUCAUCGACUGCGCAAGGUUGAUCACCCCGAGUAACUACAAGGAUGCGGUGGAGGAGCGAUCCAUCGUCAAGAUGUGUGGCUACCCAGUCUGCUCAAACCAACUGUGCAAUGUUCCUAAGCAGCAGUAUAAAAUUUCAACCAAGACCAACAAAGUAUAUGACAUCACAGAGCGGAAGUGUUUCUGCAGUAAUUUCUGCUACAGAGCAUCAAAAUACUUUGAAGUUCAGAUUUCCAAGACGCCACUCUGGUUGAGGGCGGAGGAGAGACCCCCGGAUGUGAAGCUGCUGAAGGAAGGACAGAGCGGCAGCUCUGGAGUUGAGGUGAAAAUCGCUGACCUGCCCAUCAGGGAAGCAGAGAUUGAGAACCCAGCGCCCGAAAAGGCCGCGGACCCCGCGCUCCCGCUGGUCGACUCCCGUGCCCAGCACUCGAUCCAGAAGCGCAUUGUUGUGGAGAAGAUCGACAGAAGCCUUAGAGACAUUGUUGGGCAGCUGAGGUUAACCAUGAGUGAGAUCAGCACUGAUCUUAACAACUUGGUCAGGACUUUCAGGUUUACAAAUACAAACAUCAUCCAUAAAAGCCCUGAAUGGACUCUGAUUGCAGUGGUUCUGUUAUUCGUACUCUCUGAGGUGUCUGUCCUCCUUCGCGAGUCCUUAGCGAGACCUUCGUCAGUCGUGUACAUCUCCACGCUGAUGAAGGAGCUGGGGCUCAAGGACGAGGACCUACAAGACCUGGUGCAGAUCUUCAAAAGCUAGGAGGCGUGUGGUGUCAGCAGGCAUCUGAAUACAAAGAAAAGCAUCUCUUUGCUGCUCUAACAGCUAACAGAAAUUUCCCUCCAAGGUUGGCAGGAACAGCCCCCUCAUCACUCGGUCUCACUCGUGCUCUUGAUCUUUUCGAGGUUUGAGAGG
Molecule: messenger RNA, 1216 nt
Organism: Scleropages formosus (Asian bonytongue)
Lineage: Eukaryota; Metazoa; Chordata; Actinopteri; Osteoglossiformes; Osteoglossidae
Gene: rpap2
Product: RNA polymerase II associated protein 2
Exons: 12
Coding region: 110-1063 (317 amino acids)
Cellular component (GO): nucleus; cytoplasm
Molecular function (GO): RNA polymerase core enzyme binding; RNA polymerase II CTD heptapeptide repeat phosphatase activity
Source: RefSeq, a predicted model, not a curated record